This is a messenger RNA of Centropristis striata (black sea bass), 1278 nucleotides long. It is a transcript of the gene alkal1, whose product is annotated as ALK and LTK ligand 1. Gene Ontology annotation, molecular function: receptor tyrosine kinase binding; receptor signaling protein tyrosine kinase activator activity. NCBI's taxonomy places the organism in Eukaryota, Metazoa, Chordata, Actinopteri, Perciformes, Serranidae. The transcript is spliced from 6 exons. Gene Ontology annotation, biological process: positive regulation of ERK5 cascade; positive regulation of ERK1 and ERK2 cascade. The coding region runs from base 276 to 749 and encodes 157 amino acids. The record is from RefSeq and is a predicted model, not a curated record.
AUGCCAAAGUGAGCGAAUGCCACUGGAAGAAAUUGCACCAAAGAUGUCAACAUUGCUUUACCACCCACACGAAAUCGAUUGUAUUACCUUCAAGAAGGUGGUUCCUCGUAUAAAUAGGGACGCAUUAUUUCAAGAAAGACGGUGGUGAGCGCAAUCGUCUACUCUCUCUCUCUCCUAUCCGGACCACAGACAACGCCUGGAAGAAUUUGCUGAAGACAACUGUGUCCACACUGCAGGACAUAAGCAUCUUGUGCUCCAAAACUAACAGUGAAGUCAUGCAGGUGGAGAGGAAAUGGCACAUUCUGUUGACUAUCUUCUUUCUGCUCAUCACCUCGGGCGAGUGCAUGGACAGUAAGGAUGUCAAGCAGAAAGAAAGAAGGACCCUGUUGGAUCUAAUCUUACAGGUUAUCAGAGAAAACCAGCAACGGGACAGACUCGUCUCCAGGCGCUGUAGCAGUGGACUCUUCACCUCAGCCCAAGACAUGAAGUUCUCCUCCCGUGAAAAGCCUUUCUAUGUUCCUAGGCUGGAUAACAGUAGACUCAUAGAAAUUGUUCCUAGAGAUGUAAACAUGAAAGGCAAAUUCAUUCAGCAUUUCACAGCAGGACCAGUCAAGUUCUCGUCGGAGUGCAGAACACACUUUCAUAGACUUUAUCACAACACAAGGGAUUGUUCCAGACCAGCAUAUUACAAAAGAUGUGCAAGACUUCUUACACGAUUAGCGAUGAGUCCACUCUGCAUGCAAUCGUAGACAUUGCACGUCCCAAAAUAACGGAAGAGGGAUCAAUGUGUUGCCAAGGAAGUGCCUUCAAAUCCACAGCAGUCAUAAGAACAUUGUUGUGCUUAUAGUGUUCUACUUUUUGUUGUUGUUCUUGUUGUCAUUAUUGAAAAAGCUGAUGGACAUUGAUGGUUUUUGAACGGAUGUGCUUUUUAUUUUAAUGUACCUGUAUGUACCAUAUAUUUGUAAAGAAACAUUAAUUUAAUAUUCAAUACGCCUAUUUAUUGAAAGGGUAUGUAUAUAAUAAGUUCACAACCAUUCAGAAUCAGAUUAUUUUGGUUAUAAAAGUCAUAUCUGAUGGAGAGGAAGCUUUUCUUUUUUUCUCCUUAUAUAUAUAUAUAUAUAUGAAUUUCUUUUUUCACUAUUAUGCUGAUGUUGUAUUUUGAAUGAUCUGUCAUGCUCCGCCGUUGUCUUCAUUACAUUUUAUUUGGCACUUGAGUGAUUGCUGACAAUGAGAACAUAUGGAAUGUCAGUGGUGAUUAUGCACUGCAGUAUUGAACAA